ACUGGUACUGUCAAGAUUAACACUUUUAGGUUAGGUUUAUGUGUUUAUUUUAUUAUUUUUUCCUGUUUCCUUUAAUUUAAGUUAUUUUUAACUAUGUUUAGACUAUAAAAUUCGAAAUGAAGGCUCUAAGGCGGUUCAUUAACGACAACAUAUACGUUUUUUUGGGAAUUUUGAUUGGUUUAUACGUUUCAAUACUAAUACAAGAACAAUUUGAUGUCGAAUGUAAGCACAAAAACGAUGUGCAAAGAAACGAGAGCAAUCAGCAGAUACUGUCGAAUUUUAACAAGAGUUUACCCAUAAUAAAUGUGCCAAAAAAAGGUACGGCAAGUGUUAAGAAAAAAAUUGUUCGGCCAAGAUAUUACUCUACUGAACUGGGCAUUAGAGAAAAAAUGUUUAUCGGCAUUUUUACCUCGGAGGAAAAAAUAAACUCACAGGCUGUACACAUCAACAAAACCAUAGGCCAUAUAGCCAAUAAAAUCAAGUUUUUUAUGACGGCACAGUAUAAGUUAAAAAACAAGUUCAAUCUGACAGGUUUAGUUGGUUUUACUGACUCUAGAACACGGUAUAGACCUUUCCAAGUCGUUAAAUAUGUUGGUGACAGUUUUGGGCAAGACUACGACUAUUAUUUCUUGGCAAACGAUUAUACAUAUAUUAACAUACAUAGAUUAAAUGAUUUAGUGAAAAAAAUCAGUGUAUCUAUGCAUGUAUAUUUAGGAACUAAGGUGCAAGACUCAAGUUACUGCAGUUUAGAUUCAGGAAUUUUAAUAAGUAAUUCUGUUUUAAAAGCAAUGAGAGAUCAUUUAGAUUGGUGCAUUAUUAAUACUGUGUCAGAUGAUCAUAGUGAAAAUUUCGGUAGAUGUGUAUACCACAGCAUAGGCCUUAAAUGUCAAGACAGUAUACAGGGUGUAUCAUGGCGUUCAUUUAAAAUAAGACAUUUUGAACUUAACGAACAUUUAUUGGACUUGACCCAGAAAGAAGAAUUUAAUAACGCCAUAACGGUCCAACCUGUGAUACAAGAUAAGGAUAUUUAUUUGUUAAACUCGUAUUUUUUAAGGCAAAGACUGGAAAAUAUUAAAAAAGAAACAGAUGAGAUUUCAAAAUCAUUAACUGAUCAAACAUGGCCACCUGGUCAAAGAAUUGGUGCCAAACCUGCUACAAGAUUUGAUGUGCCCAAACAAUACUAUUUCAAUAUGUCCCAUACAUUUUUCUAUGAUGAUUUUACUGUGUUAAAAAAGCAUACAGAACCUGAACUACAAGAUAUAGAGUAUAUUCUAGAAGAAAUAAAAGCCAAAGUUUACAGUAAAAACAGCGAAUUAACAUUUAAAACCCUCAUAAACGGCUAUAAAAAGUUUGAUCUAAGCAGAGGUCUAGACUACAUAUUUGACUUGGAGUUUAGGGACUCCAACACUGACAAAAAUAUAAUUAAAAGGUUUGAAGUUUGUAAACCACUGGGCAAUGUGGAAUUUCUGCAAGUUCCAUACGUCACUGAAACUUCAAGGGUUACAAUAUUGUUACCUAUUCAAGUAAAUCAAGUUCAAUUCGGUUUGGGCUUUCUUAAAGGUUACAUCAACAAUAUUAUGGAUAGAAAAGAGAAAACUUUUCUAAUGUUGGUGUUAUUGUAUCAGUAUACAAGUGAGGGUAAAGGCGAGCAUGAUAUUUUUAAUGAGGUUAAGAAUAUUGUAACAAAAACCUCGAAUAAAUAUAAAAAUGAUGAUGCCAAAAUAGCCUGGGUUUCUGUAAGGCUGCCUGAAAGUAAAAAACCCAUCUACACAGAAGAAUAUAAAUCUUUAAACUUUGCAAUUGUCGACUUGGCUUUAAAAAAAAUCGGGCUUGAAAGUCUCACUCUGGUUUUAGAUGUGUAUUGUAAUAUUACUGUGGAUUUUUUGAAUAGGGUUAGAAUGAAUACCAUUCAGAAUUUCCAGAUUUUUAACCCCAUACCGUUUAGGCAAUACAACCCUAAAAUAACUCAAAUAAACAAUCUGGAAGUUAAUAAAAAUAUAGGCCAUUUUGACAGAGAUCAAUACAAAUAUAUAUCAUUCUAUGGUAAUGAUUAUGUAUAUGCACGGAAAAAGUUCCAAAAUGUCAUCCCCCUGAUGCGAAUAGAUAACGACAUAUCCAAAAUCAUAGAUGAAGACACAAAAAACACCGGCAACAUCUUCGAAAUGUUUCUAAAACAUCACAAAACUCUACAUUGUAUGCGAGCGACUGAAAUGAAUCUCAAAGUGAUUUACCAUGACGAAACCCAAUUGCAAAGCAAGAAUUUGUUCUUGGGAAACAAUGCGCAAUUAGCCAAAAUAAUACUAAACAAAAAAGAGCUUUAAUUUUUGUAUAUUUAUAAGAUUUUUUAAUAAAAUUUUGUUGAUAAUUGG
This is a messenger RNA of Brassicogethes aeneus, 2369 nucleotides long. The record is from the annotation of a GenBank genome assembly. Lineage: Eukaryota; Metazoa; Arthropoda; Insecta; Coleoptera; Nitidulidae.